CACAGCAAUGGCCACAAGUGUCCCGACUGUGCCUGGACAAAACUCACUCCGGAGCCUCGGGGAGACGCUGUGCUGCUCCUCGCCGUCUGCGUGUGAAUAAAACACACAUUUACACAGCGCUGGAUUAUAAAGGAAUAACCGCUUCUUUUAUUUUUUUUGUCGUUUUAAUCCCAAACCCCAUUCAUCCUGCUAUCUUUGAAGUGGAUGACAGAAGGAACAUAAAGGACUACACCCUCCGCUGGCGUGCUAUGGCCUCUGAUUCGAGUGUCAGCAUUAGUGCCUCGUAACACUCAAGCAGAUCUCAGUAAACACUGGGGUGGUUCGAGCUGUGCUCUGCCGCAGCAGGGAUGAUUACGUCCCAUUCGAACGGUUAUGUGCAAGAGGCCUCUGGUCAGGCCAAGAGCCACAGGGAGAGGGCCGUGGACUGUCCAGGGGAAGAAGGUAGCCUUGUUAAAUCUCCACACUGCAGCGCUCACAUGGAGAGGAUCCAGCACUACCAGGAGGAGCUGAGGAAGAGGAGAGAGGAGGACAGUAGGGGGAAGCACGACAUCGAUCCCAAUGCUUCACUUAGGCUCAAGAAGCUGUCACAAAACCCCAAAGUGGGCAUUGACAAUCCCACCUUUGAGGGGAAGGAAAAGGUCACCAAAGACACGUCCUCCCAGGAUCCUGUAGCCGAACUGGAAGAGUUGCUGCAGGCUCUGAAGUGGGCGCAGCACUGCCUGACUGAUGCACAGAGCCAGCAGGAUGUGGAGCUGAUAAGACAGCUCCUUGCCAAGGAGGACUUCAGGAAUGCCUACACCAUCUACAGCGCUGUAUCCCUGCAGAAGAGCAGAGUCAGUCCCACCUCAGCCCUUACAGUACAAGCAGAGGAUCUCUGCCAGGAGGUACAGAAAAUUCUCCAGUCCAGCCAACAGAAAGAGGGUUUGGAGCUCAGGGCUCUGCUCACCAAUCCUCAUCUUCAGGCACUGAUGCAGGCUCAUGACAGUGUGGCGGCGCAGGAAAUGGCAGAGGAAAAUGUGACCGAGUACCUCGGAGAGACCGUUAAACUGGUGCGGCUGGAGAAGGCCCGCGACACUCCAUUGGGUGCAACAGUACGAAAUGAGAUGGACAGUGUGGUCGUGAGUCGGGUGGUGAAAGGCGGAGCAGCAGAGAGUAGUGGCCUUCUGAGUGAGGGAGAUGAGAUCCUGGAGAUCAACGGGAUUUCUAUUCGUGGGAAACACAUCAAUGAAGUCCACGACUUACUGCAACAAAUGCACGGCACUCUGACCUUCCUCCUCAUUCCAAGCUCGCAGAUUAAACCUGCCCCGCACAGACAGACUGUGAUGCACGUUCGUGCUUACUUUGACUACGACCCCAGUGAUGACCCCUUCGUGCCAUGUCGGGAGCUGGGCCUGUCUUUCCAGAAGGGAGAUAUCCUCCACGUCAUCAGCCAGGAUGACCCCAACUGGUGGCAGGCCUACAGGGACGGAGAUGAGGACAACCAGCCCCUGGCUGGACUCAUUCCAGGUAAAAGCUUCCAGCAACAGAGAGAAACCUUGAAGAAAACUAUAACAGACAAGAGUCGAGAGCACCAAGGGAAGCUUUGGUGUGCAAAGAAAAGCAAGAAACAAAGGAAGAAGAGCACGCCUAACUUGAGCAAAAAUACUGAUUGCGAUGACAUCCCGACCUACGAGGAGAUGUCUCUUUAUCACCAGCCUGCCAGCCGCAAACGCCCCAUCGCUCUGAUUGGUCCUACAAACAGCGGACACGAUGAGCUGCGUCGGAGGCUUCUGUCCAUUGAACCGGAAAAGUUUGCUGUUGCUGUUCCGCACACAACCAGAAACUCAAGGAUACAUGAGCGGAAUGGGCGCGAGUACAAUUUUGUGAGUCGGGCUGCCUUCGAAGCCGACCUGGCGACAGGGAAGUUCAUUGAGUCCGGGGAAUAUGAGAAGAACUUGUACGGCACCAGCACCGACUCAGUUCGACACGUCAUCAACUCCGGACGCAUCUGUUUGCUCUGCCUCCACACCAGGUCACUGCAAGUAUUGAGAUCCUCCAACCUCAAGCCCUAUGUCAUCUACAUCGCUCCUCCUUCUCAAGAACGACUGCGCACCCUGCUGGCCACAGAGGGGAAAACACCAAAGCCUGAAGAGCUUAAGGAGGUCAUUGAAAAGGCCCGCGAGAUGGAGCACAAUUUUGGCCACUUGUUUGAUGCAACCAUUGUGAACAUGGAUCCAGACCAGGCUUUCUACGAGCUGCGCAGGCUGAUAGACAAGCUGGACACUGAGCCACAGUGGGUGCCCACCUCCUGGCUGUGCUAGAGGUCACAGGGUCUCACUGUGGGGAGCCUCAGGGUAGAAGGAGGUAAACAGAAGAACAAACAUGAAUGUUCCCCCGGAGACUGAAACAAAUGGAUGGACAGUGCUGAUUGUCACUGGAUUUUCACGUGCACAUUCUCCUCGUUUAUAGAGGAGGUGAUCUUUACCACAUGUUGCAGGGAUGGACUCAAGUUUCUUACGGUUCUUUUUGUUGGUGUGUGUGUCUUUGUGAGUGAUUCUUUUUUUUUCUGGUUGUUUUAUGAAGGUUCUUGUUCAGUUUUAUGCAAAGUCAUUUAUCAAACAAAUAGAAAGAUUUCUAUCCUAUUCUUCAUAGUUAUUUAUAAUUGUAAAUACAUAUUUUCUAGACAAAAGGAUAUUUUAUUGUUACAUUUUGUGUGUCUGUGUGAUAUACCAAACAGUACACUCAACUCGGAGUGUGUUAAUGUUACAAAUAUAAAAUGGCUUUCUGAUAAAGCAGGUACCAAACAGAAGAGAAGCACUUGUGCUUAAAGUAGCUGCAGUUUGAUGUCUUCCAGUCAGAAACACAGAAGAAAUAUCUGCUGUAAUCUGCACAGUUUUGGAGUGCUUCCUUUACACCAGUGUCAGUAUUAUUUUAUGUUGUCUCAUGUCUCAUUUAUGCUGUGAUAACAGACCUCAAAUCGAAGGUAUUGUCUCUAGCUGGUUAUCAUUACUAUCAAUAUAUCAUGCUGCAAAUUACUGCUGAGUUAGUUUAGUAACUCCAGCAAAUACGGUAUUGCUUCUUUGCAAGAUACUUAAAUCAUAAGCACAAUUCUGGAAAAGAGUGUUAAUAAAAUCUGAUACAUAUGUGAA
Morone saxatilis (striped sea-bass) is the source of this 3128-nucleotide messenger RNA. It is a transcript of the gene pals1b, whose product is annotated as membrane protein, palmitoylated 5b (MAGUK p55 subfamily member 5). Lineage: Eukaryota; Metazoa; Chordata; Actinopteri; Moronidae. The coding region runs from base 348 to 2300 and encodes 650 amino acids. Gene Ontology annotation, biological process: protein localization to plasma membrane; morphogenesis of an epithelial sheet; establishment or maintenance of epithelial cell apical/basal polarity. Gene Ontology annotation, molecular function: protein binding. The transcript is spliced from 14 exons. The record is from RefSeq and is a predicted model, not a curated record. Gene Ontology annotation, cellular component: adherens junction; plasma membrane.